GGGCGCCCGAAGAAGCUGACUUUCCCAGUUCCCCUCGGGAGGGAGACUAUUGCUACAUACACUACUACCUCAUCGCUUCGCUCAGUCGUAGUGUCAGUGGCGACUUGGUCCCUGGCGAACCAACUUGAUUCUAUUUUGGAUAUAUAUGUAUCUACAACUUGACGAGUUUCCCGUGCUGCAUCCGACUCCCUAAACCUCACCGAACGAGUCCCGUCGACCCUGUCAGCACCGCCCAUCACCAACAUCGAAACUCGAGUACCGCCUCCGUACCGGACAGUUGACAAACCCCACGCACACGGACGCACACAUCCUUCGCGAAUCGAGAUUAACAUACUGGGGUAGCUAGCUUCUCGAGUUUACAACCAAGCCUUGGCAAGGGAUAUCUCCAACUUCGACGAGUGGUUCGACAGACCGACCGUUCCGACAUGCUCUAAGAUGGGCAUAGAGCCGCAGCAGGGCCACCUCCUUUCGUUCAGUAGCAGUAGUAGUUGUAGCCGGGACGCCGAAGCCUUUGAUCACACUCGACAACGAACGAGGUAGUGGACGGUUGCUGCUAGAAGAGCAACUCCAGCAGGUCCAGAGAGGCCACAAAUACAUAAAACAAGAGUCUUAUUCAAGAUGACGCGACGAAUUGUCCGCAACAUCAUCCAAAUCUCCACCGCCGCCGUCAUCACCUUCCUCCUCAUCUUCUUCCUCGACCGCAACUUCCGCGUCCUCCCCAACGCCAUCCACGAAUACCUGCCCACCCACCACGCCGGCCUCGUCAUCACCGACAUCACCGUCACCACCUGCACCAGCUACAACCCCUUUUCCAGCUGCGACCUCGACACCUCGGUCUGGCACCGCGUCGACAAGGACCUCCACCUCGGCAAGACCCUCUUCUCCCAUGCCUACCUCCACGUGAGCCGCAAGCGCGAGGAGGAGCUGAAGGAGGGCGAUAAAGUAGUCGUAGACGUGACCGUCGGCCGAUUGGAUCCUAGCGUGGCCGACGCGGAAAAGGCUGCGGCCAAGGGCCUGGAUAUCAAGAAUGAGAAGUGGGAGUCCAGGCCGGCCGGCCUGUGGGUGAAGCGGUCGGCUAAAAGAGGGGCAAGUGAUUCCAAGAAUGCGGUGACCGGGAUCGACGUGCUGUUUGGCGACGAUGCGGUGGAAGCUAGGGAGGCGUGGAGCAUGACGGGCACGCCGUUGUUGCUGGAUGUUGGGCGCAGCGUGCCCUCUGCCCAUCUGACGGUACGGAGGGGAGUGGAGCACCCGCCUGUGAAGCCGGUGUUGAGGAUUCGGGAUAAUGGCAAGUUCAAGAUUGUGCAGUUGGCAGAUCUGCACUUGAGCACGGGCGUGGGAGCGUGUCGUGAUGCGCUGCCGGAGGGGCAGAAGUGCGAGGCGGAUCCCAGGACGCUGGACUUUGUGACGAAGAUUUUGGAGGAGGAGAAGCCGGAUUUGGUGGUGUUGAGCGGGGAUCAGGUCAACGGCGAGACUGCGCCGGAUACGCAGACGGCCAUCUUCAAGUACGCCCAAAUCCUCAUCAAGCACAAGAUCCCGUACGUCUCCAUCUUCGGUAACCACGACGAUGAAGGCUCCAUGUCGCGGGCCGCCCAGAUGGACCUGAUCGAGACCUUGCCCUAUUCCCUGUCUCGCGCUGGGCCCGAGAGCAUCGACGGUGUUGGUAAUUACUUCAUCGAGGUGCUAGGGCGCGGCUCGUCUAGCCACUCGGCGCUGACGGUAUACCUGCUCGACACACACGCCUACUCGCCCAACGAGCGCAAGUACCCGGGCUACGACUGGAUCAAGCCCAACCAGAUCGAGUGGUUCCGACAGACGGCGCAGGGACUCAAGAAGAAGCACCGCGAGUACACGCACGUGCACAUGGAUGUCGCAUUCAUCCAUAUCCCCUUGCCGGAGUACCAGAAUGGGAGGAAUUUAACGCUGGUGACGUCAUGGAAGGAGCCGACUACGGCGCCAACGUUUAACUCUGGCUUUCACGAUGCGUUGGUGGAGGAGGGAGUUGCGAUGGUGUCUUGUGGACACGACCACGUUAACGAAUACUGCGCCGUAGACUUCAAAGAAGACGGCAAGCCCGCCCUCUGGAUGUGCUACGCCGGCGCCGCCGGUUUCGGCGGUUAUGCCGGCUACGGAGGAUUCCACCGCAAGAUCCGCGUCUUUGACUUUGAUAUGAACGAGGGCCGCAUCAACACGUGGAAGCGAGUCGAGUACGGCGAGGACGUCGACAAGAAGAUUGAGGAGGUCAUGAUUGUCGAUGGUGGACACCCGGUUAGGCCUAUGCAGGACUAGGACGAAGACUAUAAGUAAGAGUUGGAAAGGGUAGAAGAAAAGAAAGCCUGUCUGUGGUAUUUACAACCGCUUCGCUGUCAUCAUGUCGUCUCACUGUCUCAACAUCUCAAAAGUAAAACGCCACGCCGUAAACGCCGUAACCCGAGUCCGAGCCUCGAAUAACGACUUCACUAGCUCCAGUAACCCCUCGCGCCCUUUCCGCCCCAAAACAAGUAUGUAACAUGUGCAAAAACACCCGCGAUGCAGGGAGGAUUCGACGGGGUUGACACGAGCCGGGCACAAGCCAUCACAAACACCCUUGGAGCACAGAUCUUACGACCAAAGCAAAGACGGUGGUUUAUAGCAAGAGGACUGUCAGGUGCAAAAAAACUGGUGUUUACUAGUAGCGCUGGCUUGGCGAGGAGAUGGCUUCCUUGGUUUGGUUGUUAAGGAUCAUGAGAAAGGGACUGGGAUAACAUCGUUGGGUUUGGCUCGUUGGGAAGAAUCAAGGAAGACUAAAAAAUUAUCAUUAACGGACGGAUAUCAAUUGGGUUAGUUAUCCGAGGAAUGGAAAUGGCAUGAACUACUAGGAAGCAUGUUCAAGCAACAAAAUGAAUCCCAU
Molecule: messenger RNA, 2887 nt
Organism: Neurospora crassa OR74A
Lineage: Eukaryota; Fungi; Ascomycota; Sordariomycetes; Sordariales; Sordariaceae
Product: phosphoesterase
Exons: 4
Coding region: 619-2286 (555 amino acids)
Cellular component (GO): cytoplasm
Molecular function (GO): phosphoprotein phosphatase activity
Source: RefSeq, a predicted model, not a curated record